Molecule: messenger RNA, 2005 nt
Organism: Xiphophorus maculatus (southern platyfish)
Lineage: Eukaryota; Metazoa; Chordata; Actinopteri; Cyprinodontiformes; Poeciliidae
Product: isthmin-2-like
Exons: 6
Coding region: 413-1678 (421 amino acids)
Source: RefSeq, a predicted model, not a curated record
AAAAAGUUCUGCUGAGCUGAUCUCACUGUGGUUCUGAUACCAUCAUCAUCAUCAUCAUCAGAAGAAGAAGACCACCCUGUCCUUUCAGCUAUGACGUCAAAACAAACAAACCCACGUGAUCUCUUGGUUCGGGCUCGCGCUGAGUGGGUUGUGUCCUGCGUGGCCGGGGCGGUUCUGGUUUUAAACACGCUGGGCUGAACCCCGCGGAUGAACUCAGUUUAAACACCCGAACCGGUUCUGAUGGGUCUGCUGCUGAUAUGAGAAAGUUCGGAUCCAGAGGGACUUUAGGUACCGAAGGAUAAUGGGCAUCACGUUCACGCGUGGAUCCGUUUCCACGAUGGGGUGGACACCUCUGUCCUAGGCUGAAGGACCGGGCCCGGGUUCGGUUCUGGGGAAAGUUUGGAGCAGAAGUAUGAACCCGAGAGACGCGCUGCGUGUCUGGCUGCUGAUCCUGGCGGCAGAGUCCAGCUGCGGGCUUCCCACGGACCGGAACACGGAGUCCAGUUCUCAGAUCAGAGCCGAGGAGCAACCAGAAAACCUGCUGCAGACGCUUCCUCUUCCAUCUUCCUCCACCUCCACACAGAGCUGGCCCCAGCAGCCGGACCUCCACCCUUCACCUGCACCCGAGGGGGAGGAGCCUGGAGCCUUCGUCCUGGAUCUGAGGAACUUCCCUGAUCUGGCCAACGCUUAUGUGGGCUCCCAGAACCCCAACAUCCAGGUGACCAUUGAGGUGAUGGAGGACUCCCAGACUGAGGUGGAGAUGGACCUGGCCAAGGAGAACCAGCGCAGCGAUUGGUCCGUGUCGCCGUCUGAGUGGAUGAGCAGGAAGCUGUUCUGGCCGCUAUUCUGGGAGAGCGGGCUGGCAGGAACUGGGCCAGAGGACUACGGCUACGCCCCGGCGGACGCUGUGCUGGGUGGAGUGGGAGCAGACGGGUGGAGCAAAGACGGAGAGACCAAAGACGGCUUCGAGAACGAAGAGUGGAGCGACUGGGCCCCGUGCAGCACCACCUGCGGACCUGGAUCUCAAAAACGGACGCGGUCCUGCGGCUACGGCUGCACGGCAACAGAAUCACGCACAUGUGACCUGGACAGCUGUUCCAGCGCUGUGGUCUCAGAGACCGAGGCGACAUCGCUCCACCAGUUCAACAUCACCGACUCCAGUGUGGACAGCUGUGAAAAGUGGCUGAGCUGCAGGAACGACUUCCUCCAGAAGUACCUCCACCAGGUGCUCACCCAGCUGCCCUCCUGCCCCUGCUCCUACCCCUCCGAGGCCGUCUACGGCGCCAUCAGCAUCCCGGACCGCAGGCUGCGCAGGACGUACCGCUGGAGAGACGCCAGCGGACCCAAAGAACGGCUGGACGUCUACAAACCUUCGGCCCGGUUCUGCGUCCGCUCCAUGCUGUCCUACGACGGCCCGACGCUGGGGGCGCAGCACUGUUGCUACGACGACCGGACGAGGCUGAUCACACGCGGCAAAGGCGCCGGAGCGCCGGACCUGAUCGGCGCCGAGUUCUCCCCGGAGCUGCAUUACCAGGUGGACGUCCUGCCCUGGAUCCUGUGCAAAGGGGACUGGAGCCGGUUCCACUCUGCCAGGCCGCCCAACAACGGGCUGACCUGCCCGGACAACCCGGCCGAACCGGCGUUCCAGACGGAGCUCAGAGAGGCCCGGGAGUACUGAAGGCCGGUUCCGAGAGACAGAACGACCUGACCAAGCCUGAAACCGUCGGACCUGAGCAGCUGUGUGUGUGUGUUGGUGUGUGUGUGUGUGUGUGUGUGUGUGUGUGUGAGAGCUUAUUUAUUAUCCAGGGAACAUUUACUAUGGAGGACAUUCGUAUCAUAGAGCAGCUCAACAGGAAACAUGUUAUGGUAACUGUAAAAUGUCUUUAUUAUUAUUAUGAUUAGGAUUAUUAUUAUACGAGUGAACACACAAUUAUUUCUUUGUACUUUUGAGUUUCUGUGCGAUGAAUUUUUUGCAUAGUGAUAAAAACUCUUGCUACAAAAUGGA